Molecule: messenger RNA, 5601 nt
Organism: Xenopus laevis (African clawed frog)
Lineage: Eukaryota; Metazoa; Chordata; Amphibia; Anura; Pipidae
Product: protein kinase C delta type-like
Exons: 10
Coding region: 3668-5275 (535 amino acids)
Source: RefSeq, a predicted model, not a curated record
CUGUUAUACAGAUAGCUAGAAUCUCAGCUGCCAUAAAGCAUGUCGGGAUUGACAGGGAGAGGCCAUGUCGGAAACACCGGGGCGGGUUCCCCUAUAGUAGGCCGAGAGCACAGACAGUUAUGGCAUCACACACAAACCGCUUUAGUCUCAGCACAGACUGGGUAAUCGGAAAAUAUUAUUUCUGUUGAGUGGAACAGCCAUCCGGAAGCUUCUGGAAACAAUUUAGCCUUUUCUUCCAUGGACAGAUUCCGGCCCAGGGUUAAAAUAAUACAGAAACGAGCCGGGGAAUAAGGGGAAACUGUAGGGAUUCAUCGGAGCAGACAAGAGAGAGACUUUAGUACAGUAACCGAGCACUGCAAUGAUAUCUAAGGGCUCCCCCAAGAUAGAUAAAAGCAGAGGAAAACAAAAACAUCAGGCAGUAAUGUCACUGGGGCCCCUGCAGAAGGGAGUACAGGAGAAGCAGGUGCUGCCGAGGAGCCUGUAGGAGAGAGUCACCCGAGCGCUACAAGCAGCAGUUAGUCACCUUCACUGCCACUUAUCUGAUUCCUGAGUCCCACUGUUAAUUACUAGAGCCACAGCAAACAACCCGGCUACUUCUCUUUUCAUAUCAGUUGGGUUGAGGGAUGAGCCCAGCGCCAUGUGCUGUACAUGCAGAGACAUGCCCACAGCCAAUCAGGAGAGGGGAUGCAGGGAGUUACAGCUAAUCUACCUUAGAAGUACUACCAAGGAACGGAGAAUUAUUGAAUAGUUUUGCCCCUCAUUAGAUGCCAGGUUCUGUGCCACCUUCGGGAGAUGCAGCAGAGUGUAAGCUUGUGAGCAGGAUUCUGGUUUACUUUGUAACCCCCAUUAUAAAUGAAUGUAAAGUGCAGCCUAACUUGCUGGCAAUAUAUAAAUGAGGAGUGGCGACUGGAACAGACCCUGGUACCAUGGUAGGUGGGCAGCUUGUGUGGUUCUAGUUGGUUUGGCACAUACCACAUGGGUUCAUGUCCAGAGUCUAAAGGUGACCAUAGACUUAGAGAUCAGUUUGUUUGGCAAUGUCUCCAAACGAGCGGAUAGCUCCCCGAUAUGCCCACAUUGAAGUGGCCAAUAUCAGGCUGAUCCGAUCAUGGGCCCAACAAUCGGAUCAAUAGAGGCCAAACGGGCGGUCAGAUUGCGGGACCGCGUCAACGUAAAGAUGCGGCCGCUAUUAGACGGGAUUUUGUAACCUGCCCGAUCAGCAUCUGCCAGAAUUCAGGUGAGCUCUACACACGGGCCGAUAAGCUACCGACUUGGUCUGUCGGCAGCUUUUAAUCGGCCUGUGUAUGGGGGCUUUAAGGCUAAUGCCACAAGGGCUGUAUAUACAUGGGAGGUACCCAUGUGCCUUUAGCCUAAAGGGAUGGGGUCGCUACCUAUGCAUGGGUGCUCUCACCAGGCUGCACCUUAUAUACAAACCAAGGCCAUUCACUAGCUAGAGGCAACACAAAUAAAAUCUCAGAAACCCACCUCUAUUAGGGGGGCAAUAGAAUUGCAGCCUACUAAGUGCUGCUUAAAGGCGAAGUAAAUCCUGUUCUCCCCUUCAAAAUGCCAAGCAGAGUUAAGAGGCGUCACUUCUCCUUUAAGGACAGUUCCCACCUAUAAAUCUUAAGAGCAAUUUCACUGUGGGGGGGACAGAUAGUGCCCCCUUUAACAAGUCCCUGUAUGAAGCAGUUUGAUGAGGGGCCUUCCUGCAAUUAUGCCGGCGUCUGAACCGCAACUUCCAGAUAAGCCUCCUCAGUGAGGCACCGUCAGCAAGUCACAUACCCGCCAUUCCAUACAGGCUUGUGAUGUCAGACACAGAACCCGAUCCCCCAGCUCAUUCCUAUGCACUGGAGUCAGAAGGGUCCCAAGAGGGUCGGUAAUGGGCGUAGGAACCAGCACAAUCCUGUAUUGUGACACCGGCAGCCCUCAAACCUUCUGCCCUUUCCCUAAAGGAUAUAUUUAGCAGCAACGUAACCCAAUCUCCCCGCAACAAAGCCAAGUGUGUGCUCUGAACGUUGGGGCCCGGGGCCAGAAUUUAACCCCAUGUGCAGAGAAAGUGUUGCUGCGUCUGGGGACAAGUAUAGCACCAUUCCCCCCCAUUGUAUGUGGGAGUCAUCCUAUGAACCCAGAAUGAUUCCGGAAAGAAUAUCACAGGACCACGGGGAGCACUGGGCUAAGAUGGCACAAGCUGUACCUUCACACUUUAAUAAAGUCCAUCCCAUACUAACAUGUAAAGAUUGCAAGCUCCCGGGACAAAAAAAAAAAAGCAGAGGAGCUGCACAGAGCAGCUAGGAUGCCCGUCUGCUGUUCUACCCAUGCGAGAGGGAACACGCUGUACCUGCAUGGGUGGGGGUGAGGGGCUCCGGCUAUAUUUAGGGCCAGUGACACCCUGCAAGGCAGAGCUAAUAAGGUAAGAAGAGGAGGAUGGGGCAGAUAUACAGCCUCACUGGCCAGAAGACUAUCAGACCCAAUAGCAGGGCUAGUGUGGGCAGAAUCACGGGUACAGUUGGCACCCACUGUAAAGCCCUACAACCCCCCGCACCAGCCUCGCCACGUUAUUUAGGAAAGAGAUUGGACACUGGGCAGCCACUGCCAGACCCUCCACCCUGCACAGGGGGCGGCACAUCCCAAUAAAAUGUAGUUACAACCCGCCAGAUACUGCCAAUAGGAGAGAAGACAUCUGCCUGGCACACCAACCGGAUCUCCACACAGAACAGUAGCUCAUCUGUUCUCACUCAAGGGUCCCAGGAAUUGACAGACACCCCCACCACCAAACGGCCAGCACAUUAGGGGUUAACACGCAUGGCCCACAAUGUCUGCCACAUACAUGGAGGUCACUAGAUAAAGGGGAUGUGGGCUCUUAAAACGAUGUAGCUCACAAUUAGGAGGGAACAGCACUCACCCAGCAGCCCCUUCCUGCCAUGGACUGAACAAGCGUCAUUUUCCUCUGCCACCAACCCAGUUACAGGGAACCAAACGGAUACUGUAGUUCGUUCUCGAGAAAGGGGCACCCACAGAGUUAAGUCACGUUUGUCACUAACCAGUUAAUACUGAGCUCAGAACCAGAGUCCACUAACACUCUUCCACUAUAUAGACUCUCCUGCCUGGCACAGCACCACCAGCCAUAACUACGUACAACAUGCACUGGCACAGCAGCUGUAAGGCACCACCAGCCAUACCCAGUCUAAUAACUAUAGCCAGUCCAACAUGGCUGGUGCCCGGCAAGCCCACAGUGCUGUGGCAUGUGCCGCCAUAUAAAUGUCUCGGCUUCUUAUAGAAAAGGCUCAGGGCACAAUAGGAAAAGGUUGAGCAGAAGAGCUCUUUGGGGCAGAUCACAAGAACGCAAUUCACAUGCACAGACCAGGCAGCCAAUCUCCUGUCAAAUACUUUACUCAUGAUCAAGUGGACGGUACAAUCAACUCCCAGCACCCCAGUUACAACUCCUGAUACACCAGCAGCAUGCAAAGAAGUAGCGCCAUGUUCUAGCAGCCACCCAGGACCCUCACAGAGCCAAUAAGGACCCAGCCCUGGGACACAUCAUAGACGCUGGCAUUCCUAGAACAGAGAGGCCCCCCCAGCUAUACAGUGACUGAGCCCACUCACAAUCUGCUACAAACUGCCCCCUCCAGGGGAUAAAGCACAUGGCUCUGCCCCAGUGAAUUCCCCAAUUAUGGGAGAUAAAUUGCCUCCAGCGAUGGAGAAGAGUACUCCUCCAAUAAGGAGUGAGGAAAAGCAACAACUUUUUGCUGCUACUAAGGCAGAGAUGGAAAAGGAGAAAGGGGAUACCAUCACGGCCAAGAGAACGAUGGACAUCAGCGCUGAAAAGGAAAGUGGGAGAAAAAGGAAGAAAAAGGUGAAACAUCAGUGCAGUGACAACAUCAAGGAGGAGGAUUAUACGGAAAAAGAAAAGAAGAAAGAAAAGAAGGAAAGAAAAAGACCCCGAAAUGAUGAGGACCCAAUCAAAACAGAGGAAGCAGGAAGUGAGCAGAAGAGGCCCCACCAAGAAGAAGAAGAAGAAGUUCCUCUCCAUGUUGCAGUCAGCACGUGUAAGAUCCACGCAUUGCUUGGGAUUGGUUCCUUUGGCAAAGUGAUGUUGGCAUCUCUGCCCAACAAGAGCCAGCACGUGGCCAUAAAGGUCAUAAAGAAGUGCUGCCAGGACCAACUUAGUGAAACCCUCACUGAGGCUCACGUGCUGAAGAUGGCUGCUGGAUGCCCAUUCCUUUGUCAAGGAUAUGGAUCCUUCCAUACUCAGCGGCAUGCUGUUAUGGUCAUGGAGUACAUCAGCGGAGGGACCUUGGAUCAAAAGAUUCUGGAUUCAGGACUUCUGAAGAUGAACUCAGUAAAAUUCUACGCAGCGGAGAUGGUUUGCGCCCUGCAGUAUCUCCACUCAAAUGGGAUUAUCCAUCGAGAUUUCAAAGCAAAUAAUGUCCUAGUGACCAACAAGGGACAUAUUAAGAUUCUCGACUUUGGAAUGGCGGUUGAGGGCAUCUUUGGAGAGAAAAAAGCCAGAGGAGUAGUAGGAACAUUGCCCUACCUGGCCCCUGAGGUAAUCAGAGAUGAGGAGUAUGAUGCAGGAAUAGACUGGUGGAGCCUUGGAAUCACCAUAUAUAAGAUGGCCACCGGAUCUCAUCCAUUCGGCUUGGAAAAUUACUCCUCAAACUUCACCAACGACAUUCUGUAUAAGGAGCCCUACAUUCCAGAAUGGCUCAACAAACAACUGCAAGAUCUCCUGCGAAAGCUACUGACGAAAGAUCCUAAGAAGCGUCUUGGCCGGAAUGGGAACAUUCGGAAGCACCCAUUUUUCCGUUCCAUCAAUUGGGUGAACCUAGAAAAGCUGAAUGUACCACCCCCUUCCAAACCAAAAACAGUGCCAUCGGUGGAUUUCGGCAAGACAAUUGAAGAGCCGCUGUCGUUGUUGGAGUCUAUAAAAUACAAGAUUUCUUCAGAAUGCCUCACGCCGUCAUCCGAGUUGGAGCACCCAAGCCAUUGUUGGACAUCCAGGAAUCUCUGCCAUUGUCAGGCCCAACCAAUGGCCAUCAACUCUCCAUACCAUCCGUUUCCAUUUGGUCCUUUUGGCUUCUCCGCCCAGCCUUACACUGCAUAUUGGCCUCAUGUCGGCUUCUACCAACAGCCUUUUCCAUCAGUUCCUUAUAAUCUCCAUCCUUUCCUUGGUCCUGUUAUUAGACCUCCGCCAGUUUCAGUCUUAGUCCCAGUUUAUCAUAACCUCCCUCUUGAUGUCGUCAACACCCCUUGGCCUUUUCCAUCACACCUGCAGUAACCAUUGUCCUUUUGCUCUAUCAUUGGCCCUUAACAUCUUGAGUCUCUGGCCUUUGUCACUUUUCCCUAACGCUUAUUUUUGACCCUUCGUUGUUAAUAACACUUGUUCUUUCCAUCUGCCUCUAGCCUUUUCCAAUGGCUACUGUCUCUGUCCCAUUACAUCGGCCUUUUCCAUCACUCACUGUUUCUGCAGUGACCCAUUCAACCGCCUUUACUUCUAGCCCUUACCACCGGGUACUGUCUCUGGCCCUCACCAUCAGCCCCAACAUUGGCCCAUUCCAUUGGCCUUCACCUCUAGCCCUUAACAUUGGCUGCUGUCUCUGGCCC